CAGCUGCCUCACAGGACCAGUGGCAAUAUUCCCCAAAACCUUGUGGAAUACUCGUCAGAAUAUUCGAACUUUAUCAUCCAAGAGAGAAUUUACAGGAGGAAAAAAAAUGAAACUAAUCUUCCAGGCCUUCCUCUAUUGCUGCCUGGUGGCCACAGCGGCGCACUGUGCGCAACUCGAAGUCAACCCCAAGUUAAAAAAGAGGCUCAGCAUAUGGCUCGGGAGCAGACUCAGACGGGAUCUGGACGGCAAAACUGCAAACUCUGAGCACUUCGUCAGGCAGGAGGACUUCAGGGACGCCAUGCCGUCACAUUCCAGCACCGAAACCAACGUGCGAACCAAGAGGUCCAAAGGUUCCGGCAACCAGUCCAGAAGACAGGGUUGCUCUCUGGGGACCUGCUCGGUGCACGACCUGGCGCACCGCCUGCACCUUCUGAGCAACAAGCUGAAGACGGGCAACGCUCCCACCUCCAAGCUCAGCCCGCACGGAUACGGCCGCAGACGUCGCGCCCUGCCCGACCGCAGAGUCGCGCUGAGGCUGGAGCAAGGCAGGCUCAGGCCCGCGUGGAGCACCACCGAUUCCCAGGUCCAUAAGCUCGAGGCUCUGCUCAGGCAGACAUGAACGGGAAGGGGACUUUGCGAGAAGGAAGAACAAAGGCCGAGGGAGUCUCUGCUCUGCUCUGCUCUGUUCUGAAAUUCUCCGAAUGCCUCAGAUUUGCCAAGUCUUCUCCAGCAUUUUUCCAGGCCUGGGGACCAAGUCAGAACUAAAUCUGGCCGCACUGAAGUUUUCUUAAAGCGCCGAGCCUUUUGCUGCUCGGCGACGUGGAGCAAACACUGGAUGGAUGAAUGGAUGGAUGGGACCGCGUGGAGCAAGUCCAGGCGCUGCUGGCUCUCUGCCUGGCAGGGUGGGACCCAAAGACAUCCUCCGGUGGCCACAGAGCGGACGCUCGCCAUUCCUCCUCUACUUUGAUGAGCGCUAUCCACCCCGCGAGGGUAGGAAGCUGCGGGCACUUUUCCCGUCGGACUCUGACGAACGAUCGGGAGGAAGACGAUGUGCGGGGUGGUGGUGGUGGGGGGGGGGGGAAUGGACGCUCUCGGCUUAUAUCACGUUUUCGGGCACUGUAUAAAGGAAAAUGAAUGCCUUAAGAUUCUGUGAGUUAUGUGCCAGUCCACAAUGGAUUGAAAUAUACUUGAAGUUGUUAUUUGUACAAAAACACGUGCAAUCUAGAUGUCUUUGGUCCUUUUUUUUUCUUCCUUCCCAUUUGAGAUACUGUAUAUGUAUAUAUGAAUUCAUUUAUUUAAUAUUAUAUAGAAAUUACAUUUGAAUACUCAUAGAACUAUUUUUGUACAGAAAUUAAUAUACGUACGGUAUAUGGGCAUUGUAUUUGUCAUAUUUUUUUUUUUUUUUUGCAGACUGCGGUCAUGAGAUUGAAUUUGGUAUACGUG
Messenger RNA from Syngnathoides biaculeatus (alligator pipefish), 1443 nucleotides. RefSeq names its product adrenomedullin a (gene adma). The record is from RefSeq and is a predicted model, not a curated record. The coding region runs from base 107 to 619 and encodes 170 amino acids. The transcript is spliced from 4 exons. Gene Ontology annotation, molecular function: hormone activity; adrenomedullin receptor binding. Gene Ontology annotation, biological process: adrenomedullin receptor signaling pathway; positive regulation of heart rate; adenylate cyclase-activating G protein-coupled receptor signaling pathway. Gene Ontology annotation, cellular component: extracellular region. NCBI's taxonomy places the organism in Eukaryota, Metazoa, Chordata, Actinopteri, Syngnathiformes, Syngnathidae.